AUGAGCACGUUAACCGUGUUCUUCGUGGGCGCGCUCGCCGUCUUUUACUUCUGCCGUGUACCUGUCACUCACGGGGAGAUGGGAGAUUAUGACGACGAUCCACCGUCACCUCUAAAAAUUCCUGCCGCUAUUGGAGCAAAUGAUGUGAAUCCACCAUCACCAUUGCCAACUACUCCUGGGAUCAUGGCACCGCCAGCGAUGAAGAAGUGCCCGACCAACCGGGUGAAGUAUACGGAAAAGAUACGUGGUCUGUUCCAGACGAAGAAUUUGCCGGACUUCUUCAAGAACGAUUAUAACCCAUCGGCAACAUCCUCCGAACCGAAUGUACUCGUCAAAGACUGGUUUAAAAUGACAGCCCACCGCCUACAGGGAGUUAAACAGCAACCGUUUUGGACCUCCAUCAACGUUGAUAAGGAUGCUGGAACUUCAAAAAUGGUGAUAAGGAUAAUAAAAGAUGGCUUCAACAAUGUUGAUAAGGAAGACGUUGACAAGGGGACAGUGGAAAAUUUCCACCCAGAUUUUGUCAUUGAAUCCGAGAAUUCCCUUGAAUUCGCACCUGACCCGAACGAUGGAAAAUUUCAUUUUAACCCUGAUAAACUAGAAGAUGGUAAACAAGGGGAAGAAGAACCCCACGACUUCAGCUUCCAAGAUCAAAUCGACCGGCCCACAAUAGUUAACCAGGAAAUCGAGCCUCGUCGCGAAAUUCGUCAGAAUUCUAACUUAGGUAACUCUAAGACACUUGUCGCCGAUGAACUGAAUAAACUACGAACUGGAAUGGCUAAUAAAGAAUACCGCUUCCCCGUCUCCCUACUGCCCGCCAACCUGCGCUGGUUGAAAAUUAACCAUCCCAGUACUGAAACCCAGACUAAGAAGAGUUCUCACGGGGCUGACACGGUGUCCAGAAAACCUCAGAUCUUCACUCGUAACUCGGAAUCUCGCACGUUGAAGUCACUUUAUGAUGUGUCUAUUCUAGCUGGUAUCUGCAUUGGAACUAUUGUGGCGCUUUUUGUACUGACUUUUGUAUGCUAUAGAGUUUCGAAGAAGGUGAAGAUAGUGGCAGAGGAUGUGUGCUAUCCCCCUUACGGCGUCACCGGCCCAACUCUAGAGACUACAUCAGAUCCAAAACUCGGCCAAUCUGCACAAAUGUUUCAUUACCAACAUCAGAAACAGGAAAUGCUAUCGAUGGAGAAGGUUGGAACGGACCCUCGUAAUGGCUCGGUAUCUAACCCCGAUUCCGAAGAGGAGAACGCGGAAGGCGACUAUACCGUAUACGAAUGCCCUGGUUUCGCUACAACUGGCAACAUGGAAGUGAAAAACCCGAUGUUCGUGGAAGAAUCUACCCUCUCUACCAACGGCAAGUGUGAAGUGGUGCUUACCCAGCCCAAAGCUUGA
Messenger RNA from Parnassius apollo (apollo), 1392 nucleotides. Lineage: Eukaryota; Metazoa; Arthropoda; Insecta; Lepidoptera; Papilionidae. The record is from the annotation of a GenBank genome assembly.